Molecule: messenger RNA, 1425 nt
Organism: Salvia miltiorrhiza (redroot sage)
Lineage: Eukaryota; Viridiplantae; Streptophyta; Magnoliopsida; Lamiales; Lamiaceae
Product: probable inactive patatin-like protein 9
Exons: 2
Coding region: 138-1277 (379 amino acids)
Biological process (GO): lipid metabolic process
Source: RefSeq, a predicted model, not a curated record
UAUAUACACCACACACGUAACCUCCCCUUCUUCCUUCACACCACACUCCCAUCCUACACAAAAUGCGCACUCUCACACUCACUGCGUCUUCUAUCUAACAAAAUAUACUAUCUUCCUUUCAUACCUGAUUUCCAGCCAUGGACUUGAGCCAUAUGACGUUGGAGAUUUUCUCCAAGUUGGAGCAGAAGUGGUUGUACCAAUGCGACGGUAAAAAAACGCGUGUUUUGAGCAUCGACGGCGGGGGAACCACCGCCAUUGUCGCCGGCGCCGCCUUGGUUCACCUCGAGGAGCAGAUCCAAGCGCGAACUGGCGAUCCCGCCGCUCGGAUCUCUGAUUUCUUUGACAUUGCUGUCGGUACUGGAAUCGGCGCUCUCCUCGCCGCGAUGCUCGUCGCCGACGCCGGCUCCGGCCGCCCGCUCUUCACCGCACGCGAAGCCGUCGAUUUCGUGGCGGAGAAUCAGAGAGAGAUGUUCAGAGUGACGCGCGCCUCCGCCUUCCGGCGGCAGAUUAGGUACUCGGGCAAGAGCAUGGAUGCGGUGCUGCGGGCGGCGUUCCGGCGGAGCAGCGACGGGAAGGAUUUGACGCUCAAGGACACGUGUAAGCCUCUCCUCGUGCCGUGUUUCGAUUUAAACAGCUCGGCGCCGUUCGUGUUCUCCCGCGCCGACGCCGCCGAGUCUUCGAGCUUCGACUUCGAGCUGUGGAAGGUCAUCCGUGCCACGUCGGCGACGCCGUCGAUGUUCAAGCCGUUCAGGCUGACCUCGAGCGACGGCAAGACCUCCUGCCUGGCGGUGGACGGCGGACUCGUCAUGAACAACCCCACCGCCGCCGCCGUCACACACGUCCUGCACAACAAGAGAGAUUUUUCGUCGGUAACCGGCGUCGAUGAUCUGCUGGUGCUUUCGAUCGGCAACGGCCACUCGAGCAGCCCGCAGACGACGAAGCUCCGCCGAGGCGGCGACUGCUCGACGGCGGCGGUCGUCGGCAUCGUCCGCGACGGCGUCUCCGAGACGAUCGACCAAUUGCUCGGCAACGCAUUCUGCUGGAAUCCGAAUGAUUACGUCAGAGUUCAGGCUAACGUCGGGGUUUCGAGCGCGGCGGAGGUGCUGGCGGAGAGAGGGGUGGAGUCACUGCCAUUUGGCGGGAAGCGUCUGCUGACGGAGACUAACGGAGAGAGAAUCGUAGGGUUUGUGCAGCGGCUCGUAGCAACGGGGAAGAGUAGCUUGCCGCCGAGCCCGAGCAAGGAAACUGCCGUAAAUCCGCUAGUUGACGGCCGUUAGUUUUUGUUUAAAAAUUAAUUUCGAGUAUUUUGUCCUUUUUCUUAAUUUCAGUUUUUAAUUAGUGGGGUUACUCUCGACUUUAACCCGUAGCCAAUAUAAUUAAAUAAUAAAAAGCUAGUGCUACUACUGACCGUUUAGCAUCUAAUUA